CUGCGAUGGGACGCUAUCACAGUUGGUCCUCCAAUGAGCGAGGCAUCAGUCUCCAGUGAGAGUGGGUGGGGAGAAGGGAAACGUUCGGCUGUGCGCCGCUCUUGGACGUACACGACAUCGUUGGCAUCACCAUGGAGCCGGCGGCACGUGUGCUUCAGGUUCGGGAGCAUUGACAGUCUCCCCCUCACAGCCCCCGGCCUGGCCGAGAGGCUCCUGUCUGACCCCAGCGCUGGGCCGUAAGGAGCCGGAGGAAAGCCGCGGGUGAAUUGACUGCCAUUGUUUGAGAUUUUGGAAUCCGGUCGAUCAUGGGGCCGAGAAAAAAUACAAAGAGAGUUCCAAAUUUCCGUAAGCUUUUGAAGACUAGCAAUGUGAAACUCGCAAAUAAGUUGAAGAAUAAACAGUACAAACAGCAAAGUGCGGCAAAGAAGUAUAAGAAAGAGCAGAAACAACUACGACAAGCUGCUCGAGAUGUUUCAGCUAAAGUAGCAAAACCGUUGGAUCAAUUGAAAAGGAAAAGACCAGAUGAAGAGGAGGAAGAAAUAGAAGAGGAUGUUCUUCCUUUGGAUAUGCUGGAAGAUGAUGACUUGGAAUAUAUGCAAAGCAUGGGCCACAGGCCAUUGUUCCUCACCAGGGAUCUUCAUUCAAGUGAACCGAUCCAUGCGAAAAAACGAAAGAAUGAAAAUAAGGUGGAAAAAUAUGAGAAGGUGCCAAGAUAUUUACAGACUGAACCUGAAAAGGAGCUUAUCCACCUAUUGCCUAUUAAAGACAAAAGGGGUAUAAUUCCUCAAUCGGUAGAGAAGCCAAUCCUAAUGGAUGAACAAGAAGAAGAAAUGACUGAGGAAAAUCUGCAGCAAGAGGAAAGAGAAGAAAUGUUUGCUUUAAAGGAGCCUCGUCAAAAGUUGACCACGGAAGAGUUGCUACUGAUGAGAAGACAGACGUUACAAGAGAAGAAGAUCCACAUAGCCACUUUGGCAUCAUCCAUCUUGACUGAACCAGACAACAAUAUAAAAAAACUGAAGGAACUGCGUUCAAUGCUCAUGGAAAGAGAUCCAAAUGUUGCAGUAACAGUACGAAAACUGGUGAUGGUAUCUUUGUCGGAGGUCUUUAAAGACAUCACGCCGUGCUACAGAAUACGGCCUCUAACCGAAGCAGAGAAAGCUACAAAGGUCAAAAAAGAAACCCAGCAUCUGAGAGAAUUUGAAGAAGGAUUAGUAUGUCAGUACAAAUUUUACCUGGAAAAUCUUGAACAGACUGUUAAAGAUUGGAAGCAGAUGAAGAAAAAGAAGAGUGAUGUUGUUUCAUUAAAGGCGUACAAAGGCCUUGCAGAAGUGGCUGUAAAAUGUCUUUGUGAACUAUUAGUGGCUUUGCCUCAUUUUAACUUCCACAACAACAUUGCUGUGAUGGUUGUACCACUUAUGAACGAUGCAUCAAGAAAGAUUUCAGAAAUGUGUUGUGGAGCUGUGGAAAGACUUUUUAAGCAGGACAAGAUUGGCCAGGCCUCCCUCACUGUGGUCAAAAUAAUUUCUGGUCUUGUUAAAAGUAGAAACUAUGAGGUCAAACCGGAGGUGCUUAAGACAUUUCUUGCCUUGCGAAUUAAGGAAGUAGAAGUUAAAAAAGAUUCAGAGGAUAUUGCCCCUAAAAAAAACUUCAUGACAUACAAAGAGAAGAGGAAAAAUCUUUCCAGGAUGCAGAGAAAGUGGAAAAAAGCAGAGGAGAAAUUAGAGAAAGAACUUCUUGAAACUGAAGCUUCAGAAAGUAAAGACAAAAAACUGAAACUGCAUACUGAAAUCCUGAAUGUUGUGUUUCUGACGUACUUCAGAAUCCUGAAGAAAGCACAAAAAUCAGUACUUCUUCCUGGUGUUCUGGAAGGCCUUGCCAAAUUUGCUCACCUCAUUAAUGUGGAAUUCUUUGAUGAUCUUCUGGUGGUUCUCUCUUCUCUAAUUGACUCUGGGAGUCUUCAUUACAGGGAGUGCCUUCACUGUAUUCAGGCUGCCUUUCAUGUACUUUCUGGACAAGGUGAUGUGCUGCACAUUGAUCCAAUGAAAUUCUACACUCAACUUUAUAAGAUGUUGUUUGUGCUACAUGCUGGGGAUACAAAUGAAGAUGUUUUGAUUUUGCUGCAAUGUAUAGACGUGAUGCUGACAAAACGCAGAAAACAAGUUUCUUUGCAACGUGCUAAUGCUUAUUUGAAACGUCUGACUACUCUUGCACUUAAUGUUCUACCCAAUUCUACCAUCGGUAUCCUGGCAACUAAUAGGGUGUUAAUGAAUUCGUUUCCGAAGACAGAUAUUUUGCUCGAUAAUGAAUCCCAUGGUAGUGGACUUUAUCUGCCAGAGCUUAAUGAACCUGAAUACUGUAAUGCACAAAAUACUGCAUUGUGGGAGUUACACUACCUCCAGAGACAUUUUCAUCCUAUGGUACGGAGUUUUGCAGCACAUCUUAGUGUUGGUGCUCCGUCAGAGGGCUCUGGAGCUCUGAGAAUGGAAUUAAGCAGAAAGCAUGCUACAGAGCUUUUUGAGGAGUUCAGCAUGAAAGAGAUGACCUUCAAUCCUCCAAUCACAUCUUCUGGAUCAAAAAAAAAGAAGUCUACAACACAGACUGCAAUCCUUGAUUCAGAGCUACAAAAGCACAUUAAUCGGCUCCUUGAGAAACCCUUCAUCACAGCUGAUCUCAAAUUUGCUGAAAGUUUCCGAGCAGAAUUACAAACAUGAUUGAAGAGUGUUGGAUGUUCGUUACAUAUGGCGGUUCACAAACAAAAAGGUUUAUACAAGUUGCAGUAUUUAAACAAAUAUUGGACUACCUGUAUUAAUUCAUUUUUUGUGAUUUAUUCAUGGUAUCCACUGUGAUUAUGUGUAAGCAAAAGUGAAUCAAUCAUCCAUAGCCUUGCUCUUUCCUUUGUGAGCAAUAAUAACUAGUUAUGACAUUGAUCUGUACAGAUCACAGUACAAUCCUGUACAAAAAAUUAUUUUUCUUGGGCUAAUUUAACAAUUAUAGCUUUUUUUUAAAACAAAGAUAUUUAUAUAAAACAUGUUGUUGUCCACUUAAAUAUAUAAUGGGGGAAAGCUUUCAGUCUGUAAACUAUUACUUUUGAAUAAUAAAUAAUUGACAAAACCUUAUAUAAAUGUUUCCUAGUUAUGAAAUUGCUCAAGGGAUAGAAACUAGGAGCAGCCAUAGGCCAUUCAGGCCUGCUUUGCCUUUCAGUAUGAUCCUGGUUCAUCUUUUAUCUCUUUCUCCCAAUCCUCUGUGAUGCCUUUAAAAUUUCUCUCUCUUUCUGGAAUAUAGUCAGUGACUUGGCCUCCACAGGUUCACUAUCCUUUAGAGUGAAAACAUUUUCCUCCUUAUCCCAGUAUUAAAUGAUUCAUAACAUAGUGAGACUGCCCCCUGGUUCUAAACUUCCCAACCAGGAGAAUCCUCCUCCCUGAAUCUAGUCUCUGUCCAGCCCUGUUAGAAUUUUAUACAUUUCAAUCAAUCAGAUCCCCUGUCAUCCUUCUAAACUUUAGUGAAUACAGGCUCAGUCAAACUGAUCUUUCCUCACAGGACAGUCCUGCCAUCCCCAGCUUCAGCCUAGUGAACCUCUGCUGUAUCCCAUCUGUGGCAAGUAUAUCCUUUCUUUGGUAGGGAGACAAAAACUAUAUGCAGUACUCCAGCUAUGAUCUCACCAAGGCUUUGUCUUAUUGUAGUAAAACAUCCCUACCUCUAAACUCCAAUCCUUUUGCAAUGAAGAUCAAAACAACAUUUACUUGGUAUACCUGCCUGUUUACUUCCAUUGACUAGUGUACAAGGACACCAGAUAUCCAAACACAUCACCAUCUAAAUAAUAGUCUUGCUUUCUGUUUUUCACAUUGAGGUGUAUAACCUAUUUAUCCAUGUUAUACUGUAUCUGUCUCGUGUUUACCCACACUCAACCCUGAAGCAUGCAUCUUCCUUACAACUCAAUUCCAUCUAGUUUUGAGUCAUCAGCAAAUUUGGAAAUUGGUUCCUCCAUCCAGGUUACUUUACACAUCAUGAAUAGUUGGGGCUCGAGCACUGAUAUGUGUGGUUAAUGACUAGUCAUUGGCGUUCUACUCUGUUUCUGGUCUCUAAACAAAUUCUCAAUCCACACCAAUAUCAAACAUUUUAAUUUUGCCCACUCACCUUUUGAAGAACCUUGUCAAAAUCUCCUGAAAAUCCAGAUGAAAAUAAAUUACAUAUAAAAGCAGGCUAACGCAACUGAAUAGCACACUAAGCUCUCUGUUAUCACACUCUUCAUAGAAUACUUCAAUUUCAAGUCGUCAAAGUGUAUCAUUGUUUAACUGUUUCCUGUGCCUCUUUUAUAUUUGAGUCACUGGCUCUAUUCCAUCAAUUUUACUAUUUACUCAUUAUAGAAGGGAGACUUCUAUCUCCUAAGCUUAAUUCGAUUCACAAAUUCUAAGGGCUGGAUGUCCUGAUGCUGGAGGCAUAGAAAUAGUCCCUUUGAUGUUUGUUGGUCAGCAUAGACAUGGUGGGCCAAACUACACUAAUCCCAUUUACCAGCACUUGGUCCAUAGACUAUUAUGCCCUGGCAUUUCAAAUGCUCAUCCAGAUGCUGCAUAAAUGUUGCCAGGGUACCUACUUAAACUACCCACUCAAACUGUGCAUUCCAUAUAUCUACCACCCUCUAGGUGAAGAAAUGUUUCCUCAGAUCCUCUCUAAGCCACUUUCUCCUCACCUUAAACUUGUGCUGUCUAGUUUUAGACACAUCUGCGAUGGGGAAAAAUAUUCUCUAUCUAUCCUGUCUAUGCCUCUCAUAAUUUUGAAUCCCUCAGCCUCCUCUGCUCCAACAAAGACAAACCCAGCUUAUCCGGUCUCUCGUCAUAACAGAUUCUGCAGUUCAGGCAACAUCCUGGUAAA
Rhincodon typus (whale shark) is the source of this 4869-nucleotide messenger RNA. It is a transcript of the gene noc3l, whose product is annotated as NOC3-like DNA replication regulator. Gene Ontology annotation, cellular component: nucleolus. Bases 306 to 2711 code for a protein of 801 amino acids. Lineage: Eukaryota; Metazoa; Chordata; Chondrichthyes; Orectolobiformes; Rhincodontidae. The record is from RefSeq and is a predicted model, not a curated record. Gene Ontology annotation, molecular function: chromatin binding. Gene Ontology annotation, biological process: DNA replication initiation. The transcript has 21 exons.